AUGCCACCAGACCAUACCUUGGCCUCUAAUGACCAAUUCAUUGAGAUCGGUGGCCCAACUAACCAGCUCUAUUGGUGUUAUCAAUGUCAUCAAACAGUAAGAAUAGCGUCUAAUGAUAACUCACAAAUAAUGUGUCCUAGGUGCUUCGGCCAGUUCAUCUAUGAAAUCAACAUAGCCAGGCCACGGCUUGUGGUUGACUUCACUGAAUUUGACCCCUCGCCUGAAGCCCGUUUGCUAGAAGCUCUCUCGCUCAUGCUUGAUCCUCCUGCUCGGCAAACUAGCAGACAAAACGAAGGGCUUACGGAUGUUGGAAUCCAACCGCCAUGGAGGCGACGUAGGGUGAGUAGGGACUCACCCUUUGAUGACAUGGAUGGGUGGGGCCCAGAGUCUGGAAUUUUAGCACGACCCAGGGCCCCAUCACGCUCUUGGAUUAUUCUGACACCAAAUAACCUCCCUGCUAGGGUUCCUCACAGUAGGAACCCUAAUCAUAAUAAUAAUAAUAAUAAUAAUGAUAACGAUAACAAUAGUGUGGUGCCAAGAGGGGUUGAUCCUAGAAACUAUUUUGGUGGAACCGGGUUAAACGAGUUGAUUGAAGAGUUGACUCAAGAUGACCGACCAGGCCCAUUACCCGCACCAGAUUCCGCUAUUAACAGAUUACCAAAUAUUAAAAUUACGGAAACACAUCUACUCAAUGACUCACAAUCUUGUGCGGUUUGUAUGGAAGAUUUUAAAGUUGGUGGAGAAGCAAAAGAGUUGCCAUGUAAUCAUAUCUUUCAUUCAAAUUGUAUUGUCCCAUGGUUAAGACUACAUAACUCAUGUCCCAUAUGUCGAAAUGGGUUGCCCGUGCCAAUCAUCACCACAAACGGAACAACUUAUUCUUCCUCUUCUGAUGAUGAUGAUAUGUAUUCUUCGUCCAUCGAUAGUAGGGGAAGGCGACGACAAGUUGGUUACAGGUGUCGAGGAUUAGCGUCUGUGUGGCCCUUUCAACCGAGGCGCCAACGUACUAGCUCACAUGGUCGUGUUAACGUUUCAAGUCGUGAAGAAUCCAGACUAAACUCGUGUAACAUCCUGUAGCUAGCUAGACCAUCUAUACUUGUGUUGUCCAUAUAUAGUUGAAUUCAUUCUUGUCAUUUAUGUAAAUCGUCUAGCUAUAUAUGAAAGCAUGAUUUAUUUA
Erigeron canadensis is the source of this 1174-nucleotide messenger RNA. RefSeq names its product E3 ubiquitin-protein ligase RZF1-like. Gene Ontology annotation, molecular function: ubiquitin protein ligase activity. The record is from RefSeq and is a predicted model, not a curated record. Lineage: Eukaryota; Viridiplantae; Streptophyta; Magnoliopsida; Asterales; Asteraceae. The transcript has a single exon. Gene Ontology annotation, biological process: protein ubiquitination. Bases 1 to 1074 code for a protein of 357 amino acids. Gene Ontology annotation, cellular component: cytoplasm.